AUGCAUAAAGGGAAUAAGACCGACGCGCCUUACUUCAUCCUUGUGGGCCUGACAGAUACUAAGGACAUCGGGCUGGUGCUCUUCGUGCUGUUUCUGCUGAUUUACCUGGUCACCGUGCUGGGGAAUGCGGGCAUGAUAAUGGUCAUCCGCCUGGAUGCCCAGCUGCACACCCCCAUGUAUUUCUUCCUCAGUCACCUGUCUUUCAUUGACCUCAGUUACUCAAAUGUCACCACUCCUAAAACAAUAGGGAACUUACUGACCUCCAACAAGAAGAUUUCUUAUGCUAAUUGCUUCACCCAAAUGUACUUUUUUAUCUUCUUGACUGGAGCUGAGUGCUUUCUUCUGUCCUCCAUGGCCUAUGACCGCUACGUAGCCAUCUGCAAUCCUCUCCACUACCCGGUCGUCAUGUCCACAAGACGCUGCAGCCUCCUGGUCUUAGGGUCCUAUAUCAUAGGUUUUAUGGAUUCCUUGGUCACUGUGCUUGACAUGACAAAAUUGGACUUCUGUAAUUCCAACGUAAUCCAUCAUUUUUUCUGUGACACGUCCCCAAUUUUAGCCCUUUCUUGCACUGACACUCAGGAUACUGAACUUACGAUUUUCAUUUUGGCUGGCUCCACCCUCUUGGUCUCUCUCAUUAUGCUGUCAGUAUCCUACAUGUCCAUUGUCUCCACGAUCCUGAAAAUGAAUUCGGCGUCGGGCAAGAGAAAAGCCUUCUCCACCUGUGCCUCCCAUCUCCUGGCCGUCACCAUCUUUUAUGGCACUCUGAUCUUCACUUACUUAAAACCCAGGAAAUCUUACUCCCUGGGAAAGGAUGAGGUGGCUUCUGUGUUUUAUACUGUUGUUAUCCCCAUGCUGAACCCACUCAUUUACAGCCUCCGCAACAAAGAGGUGAAAAAUGCUGCCCUGAGAGUUCUGCAGAGGAGAGAGGGCUCCAGGCACUUGAAAUAG
Messenger RNA from Condylura cristata (star-nosed mole), 948 nucleotides. RefSeq names its product olfactory receptor 8H1-like. The record is from RefSeq and is a predicted model, not a curated record. The transcript has a single exon. Lineage: Eukaryota; Metazoa; Chordata; Mammalia; Eulipotyphla; Talpidae. Gene Ontology annotation, cellular component: membrane. The coding region runs from base 1 to 948 and encodes 315 amino acids. Gene Ontology annotation, molecular function: odorant binding; olfactory receptor activity; G protein-coupled receptor activity. Gene Ontology annotation, biological process: sensory perception of smell; G protein-coupled receptor signaling pathway.